GGAGGCCCGCAGGACCGAGUCUGCGAUGCCGCGCGCGCCCCGGUGCCGCGCCGUGCGCGCCCUGCUGCGCAGCCGGUACCGCGAGGUGCUGCCGCUGGCGACCUUCGUGCGGCGCCUGGGGCCCGAGGGCCGGGGGCUGGUGCGGCCCGGGGACCCGGCGGUCUUCCGCGCUUUGGUGGCGCGGUGCCUAGUGUGCGUUCCCUGGGAUGCGCGGCCGCUCCCCGCCGCCCCCUCCUUCGACCAGGUGUCUUCUCUGAAGGAGCUGGUGGCCAGGGUCGUGCAGAGACUCUGCGAGCGCGGCACGAAGAACGUGCUAGCUUUCGGCUUCGCGCUGCUGGACGAGGCCCGGGGUGGGCCACCCAUGGCCUUCACGACCAGCGUGCGAAACUACUCGCCCAACACGGUGACCGAGGCGCUGCGCGUCAGCGGGGCGUGGGGACUGCUGCUGCGGCGAGUGGGCGACGACGUGCUGGCCUAUCUGCUGGCGCGCUGCGCGCUCUACCUUCUGGUGCCCCCCAGCUGUGCCUACCAGGUAUGCGGGUCACCGCUGUACGAUCUCUGCACCACCGCGGGAACCUGGCCCUCCGUGCCCCCUUACCGCUGGCCCACCCGGCACGUGGGCGGGAGCCACAGAGGGAGCCUCGGAUCCACACACUGGAGCAGCAGCCACGUGGAAGCGCAGAGACCCAGGGCCUUGCGAGCUGGAGGUGCAAAGCGGCGUCUGAACACCGGAGAAGGUGCCCCACCAGCAAAGAAGCCCAGGCAAGACCUGGCCUCGAAACUGGAGAAGGGACCCGACAGGCAGGCGGUUCUAACCCAUCAAAGCAAGGCAUGGGCACCAAGUCCUGGAGAGCCCCACGGGGCAACUACUACCGGAGCCGCCGUGGGAAAAUUGCGCUUGGAGGAAAAGCCAUCUCGUGUGAGUGUCCCCCCAUCUGUGACCUGUAAUCGCAAGGCCAGCCCGGUACCUUCCCCCGGGUGGCCGCUGAGCCCAGGUGCCCUUCGACUCCGACCGUACAUUGAGACCAAAAGCAUCCUCUACUCCUGCCCAGCCGGCCAGGAGCGGCUGGGCCCCUCAUUCCUGCUCAGCACCCUGAGGCCUAGCCUGACCGGGGCCCGGAGCCUCAUAGAGACCAUCUUCUUAGGCUUGACCCCUAAGAGACCAGGCCCGCCGCGCAAAUUACGCCGCCUGCCUCCGCGGUACUGGCGGAUGAGGCCCCUAUUCCAGCAGCUGCUUGCAAACCAUACAAAGUGCCCGUACAUCGCACUCCUCAGGUCACACUGCAGGUUUCGAGUUGCAGCCCACCAGGUGACAGGUUCCCGCAGCCCACAGCGGCCCCCUAGACCAGCAGCGGCCUCCGAGGAAGAUGCCAACCCGCGGUACCUGCUGCAGCUGCUUCGCUUGCACAGCAGCCCCUGGCAGGUAUACCUGUUCCUGCAAGCCUGUCUCCGCAGGCUGGUGCCCGCUGGCCUCUGGGGGUCCAAACACAAUGAACAUCGGUUCUUGAGGAACACAAAGAAGUUCAUCUCACUGGGGAAGCAUGCCAAGCUCUCACUUUCAGAGCUGAUGUGGAAAAUGAGAGUGCAGGACUGUGCGUGGUUGCGCAGGAGCCCAGGGGACGUCUGUAUCCCAGCUUCAGAGCACCGUCUGAGAGAGGGGAUCCUUGCCACAUUCCUGUUCUGGCUGAUGGAUACAUACGUGGUGGAGCUGCUCAGGUCAUUCUUUUACGUCACAGAGACCACAUUCCAGAAAAACAGGCUCUUCUUCUACCGCAAGAGUGUGUGGAACAAGCUGCAGGGCAUCGGGGUCAGGCAACACCAUGAGAGAGUGCAGCUGCGGGAGCUGUCACAGGCUGAGGUCAGGCAACACCAGGAGGCCUGGCCCGCCAUGCCGACAUGCAGACUGCGCUUCAUCCCCAAGCCCAGUGGUCUCCGGCCCAUUGUGAACAUGGAUAAUGUCAUGGGUGCUAGAGCUUUCCGCAAAGAGAAGCAGGCCCAGCAUUUCACCCAACGCGUCAAGACUCUGUUCAGUGUGCUCAACUACGAGCGGACGAAGCAUCCCAACCUUCUGGGGGCCUCUGUGCUGGGUAUGGAUGACAUCUACAGGGCCUGGCGGUCCUUCGUGCUGCACAUACAGGACCCAGUGCCCAGGCUAUACUUUGUUAAGGCAGAUGUGACUGGGGCAUACGAUGCCAUCCCUCACAACAAGCUUGUGGAGGUGGUUGCUAGCAUGAUCAGGCCCCUAGAGAACACGUACUGUGUCCGCCGGUAUGCUGUGGUCCAGAGAGCUGCAGGAGGCCACAUCUAUAAGUCCUUCAGGAGACAGGUCUCCACCCUGUCUGACCUCCAGCCGUACAUGCGCCAGUUUGUGGAGCUUCUACAGGACCCGAGUGCUGGUGCUCUGAGAGACGCCGUUGUCAUUGAACAGAGCUCCUGUCUGAAUGAGGCCAGCGGCAGCCUGUUUGACUUCUUCCUGCGAUUUGUGCACAACAGCAUCGUGAAGAUCAGUGGCAGGUGCUAUGUCCAGUGCCAGGGCAUCCCUCAGGGCUCCAUCCUGUCCACCCUGCUCUGCAGCCUGUGCUAUGGGGACAUGGAGAACAAGCUGUUUGCUGGUGUACAGCAGGAUGGGCUGCUUUUGCGUUUGGUUGAUGACUUUCUGUUGGUUACACCUCACCUGGCCCAAGCAGAGGCCUUCCUCAGAGCCCUGGUCCGUGGUGUGCCUGAGUACGGCUGCAUGAUAAACUUGCAGAAGACGGUGGUGAACUUCCCUGUGGAGUGUGGUACUCUGGGUGGUGCCGUUCCCCACCAGCUGCCUGCUCACUGCCUGUUUCCCUGGUGCGGCUUACUGCUGGACACUCGGACUCUGGAGGUGUUCUGCGACUACUCCAGCUAUGCCCGGACCUCGGUCAGGACCAGCCUCACCUUCCACCGUGGCUUCAAGGCUGGAAGGAACAUGCGUCACAAGCUCUUGGCAGUCUUGCGUCUGAAGUGUCAUGGUCUAUUUCUAGACUUGCAGGUGAACAGCCUCCAGACGGUCUGCAUCAACAUAUACAAGAUCUUCCUGCUUCAGGCCUACAGGUUCCACACAUGUGUGCUGCAGCUUCCCUUUGGCCAGUGCGUUCGGAAGAACCCCUCAUUCUUUCUGGGUAUCAUCUCCGACACCGCCUCCUGCUGCUACUCCAUCCUGAAAGUCAAGAAUGCAGGGAUGUCACUGGGGGCCAAGGGUACCUCUGGCCCAUUUCCCUCCGAAGCUGCACGUUGGCUCUGUUACCACGCCUUCCUACUCAAGCUGGCUGGUCACCCUGCCACCUACAAGUGCCUCCUGGGGCCUCUCAGGUCAGCCCAAAAACAGCUGUGCCGGAAGCUCCGUAAGGCAGAGGCAAUGAUGACCGUCCUUGAGAUUGCAGCUGACCCAGCCCUGAGCGCCGACUUCAAGACCAUCUUGGACUAACCUUGGCCCCUCAGCUGAGGAAGCAGACCCACCCCCUCUGGUGACAGGCUCUCCAGCCACCAACCGUCAGGAGAGGUGGAAGACCAGUGUUACAGGCGUUGGGACUAUGGACAGAAGCGAAAUGCUGCCCUGACAGACCAUGGUGUCUUCAGCCUGUGGAGCCCUGUCGCCGUGCAACCUCUUAGUGGGGGCUUUCAGGGACCUGACAACUUCUGGUGUAGUGUUACACUGCUGGCAUAGAGCGAUGGGGAGGCCUGUGGGGUGGUAGUGAAGGGUGGGUGACUGUCCCAGGGUCAGCAUCCCCCAUCACCAGGAACAUGUCAAAGCCCACUCCUGAGGAACUUCUCGGCAACAGAGACCUUACAUCUAUCCCUGUCCACCUUGGCUCACUCUUGUUGGACCCCAUGCUGGCUCCUGGGGUGUACGUAUACCAUUCCCACUGCCCACCAUCCAAAUGGAGACCUUGGGUGCCCAGGACUGGAGAACAGCUCCCUAUAUGCUUUUUAGUUUAAAAAAAUGUCUGCUGGGUGUGGUGGUACUUGCCUGUAAUCAAUCUCAGCACUUCAGAGGCUGAAACAAGAUUGUGAGU
Nannospalax galili (Upper Galilee mountains blind mole rat) is the source of this 4040-nucleotide messenger RNA. It is a transcript of the gene Tert, whose product is annotated as telomerase reverse transcriptase. The record is from RefSeq and is a predicted model, not a curated record. Lineage: Eukaryota; Metazoa; Chordata; Mammalia; Rodentia; Spalacidae. Gene Ontology annotation, cellular component: telomerase catalytic core complex. The coding region runs from base 26 to 3451 and encodes 1141 amino acids. The transcript is spliced from 17 exons. Gene Ontology annotation, biological process: telomere maintenance via telomerase. Gene Ontology annotation, molecular function: telomeric repeat DNA binding; telomerase RNA binding.